UCACAAAAUAUGGAAUUUAGAAAGAACGAAGUUGUUACGCAAUGGUAGAAAGAAAUCAACUUUCUUCUGUUACCAUACCUCAGUGGCACUGAGUGGCACAACUACCUUAUCGACUACGGUAAAGUGAAGAAAUGUUGAGAAGCUGAUAUAACCAAAAUACGAACGUAUUUCAAAUAAUUCAGCAUACUAUUUUUAAUUAUUUUAUUUGUUUGAAAUUAUGACACAAGAAGAUUGCAAAACAUUCAUGGAAAAUAAUAGCUGUGUACCAGUUUUCAAUAAUGAUCCCCUUACGGUAUUUGGAUCUUGUCCAUCAUGUUCCAGAAAAUUAAAUACUGAAGAAUUAUUAACACUAAUAAUGAAGUGUGUAAAUUUUGCAGCAAUAAAACAUAAAGACCAAAGAAGAAAAGAUUCAGAAGGAACACCAUAUGUAAACCAUGUUAUAGGUGUUGCAAAUAUUUUGAUCCAAGAGGGUAAUGUUCAUGAUCCUGUUGUGAUUUUAUCAGCCUUGUUACACGAUACAGUGGAAGAUACGAAUACCACAUUUGAAGAGAUAGAAGCACAAUUUGGUACCGAGGUUUGUAAUGUAGUUAAAGAAGUAACUGAUGAUAAAAGUUUGCCAAAACAAGAGCGGAAAAGAUUGCAAAUAGAAAAUGCUCCUAAAAAUAGUCACAAAGCUAAAUUAGUUAAGCUAGCAGAUAAACUGUAUAAUCUAAGAGAUCUUGAAAAAAACCCUCCUGUUGGGUGGUCACCAGAGAGAAUAAAAGAAUAUUUCAAGUGGGCCAAAGCUGUGAUAGACGGAUGUCGUAAAACUAAUUCUAAUCUAGAAACGGAACUAGAUAAAAUAUAUGCAAAUCGAAUAGCUCGUGAUAGGGAAAGCUGUGCAUGUAAAAAAUCAGUUAUACCAUCAUGAUUUAUUAAACAAUAACUAAAAUUUAAUGAUUCAACAUAAAAAAGAUAAAAGUACAUUUGAAACACUGAUACUGAGAUGACAAUAUACAAUGUUUAAAAAAAACCAUGAAUAUUAUCAUUAAUAUUGCUUUCAGUAAAGUUCAGCAAGUUGUAUAAAAUGUAUGAAAAGUUGUUCAAAAAUUUGUAAAAAUAUUUAAUAUACGUUAUACACAAA
Messenger RNA from Osmia bicornis bicornis, 1123 nucleotides. It is a transcript of the gene Mesh1, whose product is annotated as guanosine-3',5'-bis(diphosphate) 3'-pyrophosphohydrolase MESH1. Bases 218 to 910 code for a protein of 230 amino acids. Gene Ontology annotation, molecular function: guanosine-3',5'-bis(diphosphate) 3'-diphosphatase activity. Lineage: Eukaryota; Metazoa; Arthropoda; Insecta; Hymenoptera; Megachilidae. The record is from RefSeq and is a predicted model, not a curated record. The transcript has 4 exons.